Molecule: messenger RNA, 1989 nt
Organism: Macrosiphum euphorbiae (potato aphid)
Lineage: Eukaryota; Metazoa; Arthropoda; Insecta; Hemiptera; Aphididae
Source: the annotation of a GenBank genome assembly
AUGAUUGUCGGGCGGUCGUGGUUGGACAGCCCGUCGGUGGCGUACCACAAGGCCCACGGACGUCUAUACAUAUAUAACGCAGAGGCGAGUUCGGACGGUAUGGUGGUCGGAGUAACUAGUCACGCUAGAGAAGUUGACUAUCUACAUGUCGCGGAAAUCGGCCCCGACCCGCCAGUACACCAAGAGUUAGAAUUGAGCGACUUUGUGUUUGUUAGCACGGAAGCAACAUCGGAAGAACGAGACGACCUGCUACUCCUUGUCAACGAAUACCGAAGCUGUUUUGCCAAGAGCUUGGACGAACUCGGAUGCACGCCGUUAAUGCGUGUUGACAUACAAGAGGUGCCUGGUAGUUUGCCUGUCGUGUGCCGCCCGUACAAGACGACACAAGCGGACCGUGAAGAGAUCCAUCGGAUAGUCACCAACUGGAAAAGGUACGGCGUGGUGAGUGAGACUACUUCGCCCUAUGCCAGCCCCGUGCUACUAGCCAAACAAGCGGGCAUAAACCGAUUAUGCGUCAACUAUCGCCGCCUGAAUAAGCAGACUAUACGACAACACUAUCCGCUGCCCGACAUGAUGGAACAGUUGGAGUCAUUGGCAGAUAGUCGGCUGUUUACCCAGCUUGAUUUGGCGAGUGGGUACCUUCAAAUACCGUUGACGGAGGAAGCUUCCAAGAAAACGGCUUUCAUCACCGCGGAUACGACGGGUGAAUUUAAUAGAAUGCCAUUUGGGUUGUCUGGGGCCGUCGCUGAAUUUACCCGGCUUAUGCAGCGGGUGUUGAGUCCUAUCCAGGGACUAAACGUGCGGAAUUACUUGGAUGACAUGGUCGUAGACGGGAAAAACUGGACGGAGAUGUUGACCAAUUUGCGAGCUGUAUUAGGGAAGAUACGCGAAGCGCAGCUAACGCUGAAGCCAUUGAAAUGUUCGUUUGGCGCUAAGCGGAUUCACUUCCUAGGAUUCGUCAUCGAAGGUGGAGAAAUACUGCCAGGUACGGAAAAGGUGCGUGCCAUCGAGGAGUACCCUGUUCCUAAAGACGUACACGAGGUCCGGAGAUAUUUGGGGCUUACUGGUUUCUUCCGCCGGUUUGUAGAAAAGUAUGCUGUGGUAGCUGGGCCGCUGACGCGCCUGAUGCGUGGUGAAUGGGUGUUCGGGUGGGCGGAAGAGCAGCAGACCGCAUUCGACUCGCUACAUCGGAACCUGACCAGUGACACAGUCCAGACUAUGCUUCGAAAGGAUGCUGCGCGUACCGAGCUCCAUACUGAUGCCAGUGCGCUGGGCCUAGGAGCCAUGCUGUUGCAGUCGUCAGUGGAAGGUGACCCACUCAAGUUGGUGUACUGUGCUAGCCGAAAGACGAGUGAUGCCGAAACGCGGUACCACUCCAGUAAGCUGGAGUUGUUGUGCAUAGUAUGGGCAGUUAACAAGUUGAGGCAAUUUAUUUUGGGGAUAAAGUUUACGGUGUUCACCGAUUGCCAAGUUCUUACUUACUUAAACAGCAGUAAGAGUGUGAACGCUCAAGUGGCACGGUGGUAUGAUGCCCUGCAGGAGUAUGACAUCGAGGUGAAUUAUAGACCUGGAGUGCGUAUGACACAUGUUGACGCCUUGUCUAGAGCUCCAGUAGGACCCGAAGAGUCUCUUGACGAAGCCCUAAUGGAACGACAGACUGUGUGCGUGUUGAUAACGUUAGAAGAACGAGUGAUGAUGUGUCAAACGGCAGACAAAUUAAUUUCGACGACGACGACGACGACGACGACGACAUACGCGGGUCCCCUCUGCUCUAUACCGAAUCUUUUUGCAUCAUGGCUUUGUGCCAAAUCUUUUUGCCGCAUUGUACUGCGGCCGCCCCUUUGGGGCUGUGUGCCGAUAAUAUGUACGAAUAUACGCGUGCAAAAAGAUUUGGCACAAAGCCAUGAUGCAAAAAGAUUCGGUAUAGAGCAGAGGGGACCCGCGUAUGUCGUCGUCGUCGUCGUCGUCGUCGUCGAAAUUAUAGAAUAA